AUGAAGUUCCGGCGCUCGGUGAAGAGCGAGAAGCACGACUCGGCGAAACCGGUGCAGAUCUCCAUACCACAGAAGGAUGCUAUAGCCAUUGAGCCGCCGAAGAAGGUCAUCAAAGCACUCUACGACUACGACGCGCCCGCCGAACCGCCCAUCUACCUCUCCUUCUCCACCGGCGACUUCCUGCACGUCGUGAGCCGCGAGAAGGACCCGGACUGGUACGAGGCGUGCAAUCCACUCAAAAACGAGCGCGGGCUGGUGCCGGUCAAGUACUUUGAGAACGUGGGCAAGACGGUGCGGGAUAGCGGGGACUCGACGAGCUCGGCGAGCAAGACGCACGAUUCUGGGUACGCGGAGCAGCGGUCCACGCCUCCUUCGCAGAUAGGUCACGCUCCGCCGCGCACGAGCGUGCCGGCGGAGAUGGCGAUGCCAGGGCACAGGGCGAGUAAGAGCGUGGGGAAGAAUGCGGGUGGGGUUUACGGGAUUGUGUCGUAUGAUUUCGUGUCGGAGCGGCCGGACGAGCUGGAUGCGAAGGAGGGGGAGGCGAUUAUUGUGAUUGCACAGAGUAAUCCGGAGUGGUUCGUUGCGAAGCCGAUUACGAGGUUGGGCGGGCCGGGCUUGAUUCCGGUGUCGUUUAUUGAGAUUCGGGAUAUGACGACGGGGCAGGCGGUGCCAGAUCCGGUGGAGGCGGUUAGGAAGGCGGGGAUACCGCGGGUGGAAGAGUGGAAGAAGAUGGCGGCGGAGUAUAAGAAUACGAGUAUACCGCUCGGGACGGUGUCGAGCAGUAGCCAGGAUAUGCAACAGAGCAUGGACCGGAUGAGCUUGAGCAAUCGAUCGCAGCAUCACGGCAGCUACAGCCAUGAGAGGACACCGAGCAACGCCUAUAAUCUGCAGCAACAGCAAGCGCAGAACCUUUUCGCGCCGGAAAUGGCAUCUGUACCGAGCUACAGGUAUGUGGAUGAGAAGUUCCACUUCGUAGUGCAGUGUCAGCUCUCCAACGGCACGCAUUGGGAUCUAUCGAGGAUAUACGAGGACUUUUACGAACUACAGAUCAAUCUCAUCAACGCAUUUCCGGAGGAGGCUGGGACUGUGCCUGGGAAGCCAAGGAUACUUCCAUAUAUGCCAGGACCGGUCAAGUUUGUGACAGACAACAUCACCGAAGGCCGCCGGACGAACCUGGACGAGUACCUGCGAGAUCUGCUGAGAUUACAGCAACACAUCACCUGCUCUUCCAUUGUGCGUAACUUCUUCGCCCCUCGUCCAGGCGACUACGAAGUCGACGAGAACGCCGACGACUUCGAACGCCACGCCCAACCCGCUCAACAACAGAAUCGCUACUCGGCAGCCUCGCAAAGCUCCUACCAAAACGGCGGCUACCAGCAACAACAGCGCCAACCCCACCAACACAACCCCUCCCAGGCCUCCAACGGCUACUCCCAACACCAGCGCCAACCCUCCUCGCAAGCCCAAUCCCACUACCGCUCCCCCUCAACCUACACCACCCAAUCCCACCAACAAACCCUCACGCCCCAACCCUCCAACCCCUCCGUCGCCUCCGGCAACCCCGGCCCUGCGUCCACCGCCCAGGUGAAAGUGAAAGCCUGGUUCGACCGCGACACCUGCGUCGUCAUCCGUAUGCCUCCGAGAGGGCAAUUCAACUACGAUCAGCUGUACCAGAAGAUCGUCGAGAGACGGCGACUGGAGUAUAAGGGCAGCGAGCAGGAGGGAGAUAUGGAGGAGCUGGAGAUGGAGUAUCGGGAUGAGAAUGAUGGGGAGUAUUAUCGGUUGGAGGACGAUGAGGAUUUGGGGGCGGCGGUGGAGAGGAAUGAGAAGUUGACGCUGGCUGUUAGGGCGGCGGUGAGGGAUUGA
Molecule: messenger RNA, 1866 nt
Organism: Saxophila tyrrhenica
Lineage: Eukaryota; Fungi; Ascomycota; Dothideomycetes; Mycosphaerellales; Extremaceae
Gene: BEM1
Product: bud emergence protein 1
Exons: 3
Coding region: 1-1866 (621 amino acids)
Biological process (GO): conjugation with cellular fusion
Cellular component (GO): cytoplasm; mating projection tip
Molecular function (GO): protein-macromolecule adaptor activity; phosphatidylinositol binding; protein binding
Source: RefSeq, a predicted model, not a curated record